This is a messenger RNA of Engraulis encrasicolus (European anchovy), 8204 nucleotides long. RefSeq lists its product as uncharacterized. Bases 35 to 4996 code for a protein of 1653 amino acids. The record is from RefSeq and is a predicted model, not a curated record. NCBI's taxonomy places the organism in Eukaryota, Metazoa, Chordata, Actinopteri, Clupeiformes, Engraulidae. Gene Ontology annotation, biological process: canonical NF-kappaB signal transduction; protein phosphorylation. The transcript has 20 exons. Gene Ontology annotation, molecular function: ATP binding; protein kinase activity.
CGCUUUACCCUCAGCAAGAAGGCAGAUCAACUGCAUGGAAAAAGACAGUGGAAUGGCCAUACCCACCAUGUUGCAUUCCAGCACCAGGAUCCUGGUGGGGAAGGGGGGCUCCAUUCUGCCUUCCCCAGAGGAAGAGGCUCACGUCCGGGCUACGGAGAAGCCAGCCCCUGCUGGCAUAGAUGAACCGCUUACUACGGAGGAAGAACCGCACUGCGCUUCAAUCAUCGCGCAGGAGGAGGGGGACGAGUCGGAGGACUUUAGCCUUAAAUGCACUAAUAACUUCUACCUGACAGUGUCUAACAUUGGGAGGCCUGUUGUGAAGGGCUGUGCGGGCCAAAGAGGUGAUCUGUCUGAGAGUCAGGACGAGGAGUGUGCUUGGAUUCCCACACGGUGCCAGAAGAGGCGCAAGAGGCAGAGGAAGAAGAUGGAACUCUCCAGGGACAACAGGUGGACUGAGAGAUGGAGAGAAGUUGGAGGAGGAGGACGAGUGCGAACAAUCAGAUUGAGGGAGGAGGACAGGAGAAGAAGAAGAAUCCCACCACCUGAGCAGUGUGACCGGGCGGUCAGCAGCAGCAGCAGCAGCGACGAGGGUCUAAGCGCCACCUCCACAGGGCAGCACAGGUGGAGGAGCUCAGAUCAGUGGAGGAGACCAAGCUCUGGGACAACGCAGCCUUUCCAGCCCCACCAACUGGUCCUUCCCCAAGGCUUUGCCGUUGGCCAGCACAAGGCCCCACUCUAUGAGUCUCCAAGCCUCGACAGCCUUGGCACCGUUCUUUCAAGCAGUCCAGAAGAUACAAGGACGAGGCCUGGCGGCAGUGGUGACUCUUCACAAGAUGGCCAUGUAGGCCUACAGCAUGUGGAUGAUAGCCAACGACAUUCUCCCUCUUGUCAACAUUCAGGGCAGCGGCUGCUGCGGCACACACCUACACUCUCCGGUGCAUCGGACCCGAGGCCCAGAAACAGCAGCAGCAGAGGUGGCCACGUGCAGGACGUUGGUUCCAUGUGCCUCCACAGCAGCAACACCCCCCAAGCCCAGCAAUGCUCUUCCUCUUGUCAACGCUCAGGGCGGUGCCACCACGCGCCAUGCCUCUUGAACUCCUCUCACGACUGCAACCACAGCGUUCACCACAGCACUGACUCCUUUACUCUGACGUCCAGUGACUCACAACGGAAUCUCUAUUUGAGCGAGAGUAGCCUCCAUAGCAGCUGUGUUUCCGGUCCCCACAUUGCCACCUCUAGUGAGUCGAGGGGCAACAACAGCAGCAACAGCAACACAGCCACCCUCUCCAGCUUGGACAGCGGCGGUGACUCAGACUCGGGGGGACACUACUUCCCCCAAAAUGCCAAAGUGUUGCGUAAAAACUGUGAAUGUGUCCAUGAGCAUGCGCUACUACAAACAAGCAGUAGCUUCAAGGACGAGACCUUAUCGUCCCUAUCGUCGUCGUGUUACACCAUCAGCAGAAGCUUCAGUGGUGCAGAGGAGGAGGGGGAGGAGGUCGGCAUGCCCAUCCUCUACUGUCUCGGAGGAAAAGAUGGUCAAACAAAUGGCUACAAUACCAAAAUCUCCUCCUCCUCCUAUUCCUCCUCAACUCCACGCAGCAGCAGCAGCAGCAGCACCCACCAGUUGUCUGCCUCAUUCUCCUCCCACACAGCGACGCAGGCUCAGACUUUUGAGUCUUUGUGCUCAAAACAUCAAGCCAGAUACGCUCAUGCCCUUGAUGGAAGAAGAAAACAUCACUCCCCUCCUGGUGUCUCCACUGACUCGUACACAAGCUCUUUAGUCAUCAACAGCAGCAGCAGCAGCGCUGAUACGAUGAAAGGAUCCUUUGACUUGGGCUCUUCUGAGUCCUCCUCUUACGUCUGCGUGGAUGGGAAAAAGGCCUGCGUACCUGUAGAUGUUGGGAGUAGUUAUUAUUCUUCAGGCUCCUGGUGCAGUAGCACCACCAGUGAGACUAGCAGCGUGUUGUUCCACUCGGACUCCUCCUGGUCCUCAUGUAACACCAUACAGCGAAGCUUUGAGUCCCUGUGCGGCACGAGCAACAACUCUGGGUCAGCGUACGUCUGCGUGAACGGAGGGGAAAAUGAAUCACAUAGUCCACAUAGCAGGACAGAAACGACAACCGGGGAGUCCGACUCGACACUCAGUGUUAACAGAAGCCUUGAUUCGUCGUAUUUAAGCAACAGCGAAGGUGCGGUUGUCUGCACCUGUCCUCGGCAGGUCUCGACGGAAAGCUUCAGUUUAGAGGUCUUCCCCAACCUCUACUGCAGUGAGACAGGCAGCCGUCCCAACCUCUACUGCAGUGAGACAGGCAGCCGUCCCAACCUCUACUGCAGUGAGACAGACAGCCGUCCCAACCUCUAUUGCAGUGAGACAGGCAGCCGUCCCAACCUCUACUGCAGUGGGACAGACAGCCGUCUCGCGUCAUCUGCGGUUACCUCGGUGACAGCCUCUGAGAUCUCUGCGUGUGACUCGUGCUGCGGGUGCGAGGGUGAGCUCGGCUCGGGGAAGGUCUCUGUCUCCAACGACGACGAGAGUUUUGACAGGAGGAGUGUUUCGGGUGGGUCCUCCUCCACUCUCGGUUUCAUUAGCAAUGUCAAGAAUGCCUCCCUGUCCGUCGGAAAUGCCUCCCUGUCCGAGUCGCCCUGUCUGGGUUUGUCAGACUCCACGAGCCCUUCAUCGCCUGGCAGUGGCCCGGUGAGAGACGGACUAGAUGGUGCGAACAAUAGAACCCUGGACAGGUCUACAGAGCCAGACUCUCCUUCUCAUGUGGUUCGUGAUCUGGUGAGAGAGGGAGUGAACAGCACCGUCACUCGGACCCUGAACAGGGAGACGGGGGGCGUGGAUACCGUCUCUCGAACCCUGGACAGGGAGAUGUGUGAUCUGGACUCCGGGCCGUCACACCUGGUGGCUAGCCGUCUCAAGUGGGUUCUGCAAGACCUGCGCGGCGUGGUGACCCAGUCGGACCGGCGCCUGGUGUCGCCGUAUUUCAGGGAGCUGGUGAAGGAAGCCGGGGACGACGGAGAGAGAGAUAAGAGAGAGACUGUGAAUGAAGGAUUCCUCUUUCAUCCUCAAAAGCUUCUGCAGCCCAGAGACCUGGAGUACAGAGAGGGCCACCAGUACGCCAUCCUCCACCACAUCCAGAACGGCUCCUAUGGGGACGUCUUCAGCGCAGUCGACCUCAACACAGGCUUCAAGUGUGCUGCCAAAAAGGUGCCUCUGUGCAGUUUCAGCUGGGAGGAGGUGGGCACCUGGAGCGGCCUGAGUUCCCCUCGCGUGCUCCAGCUGUUUGGGGCCGUCAGGGAGGGGCCUAACGUCAUGCUCUUCAUGGACCUGAAGACUGGUUCCCUGGCGCAGCUGUUGCGUUGCCGGGCGACUCUUCCUGAAGACCUGGCCCUCCACUACCACGUCCAGGUGCUGGAGGCCCUGGAGCACCUACACAGGAGACGCGUCCUGCACAUGGACAUCAAAGUGGACAACGUGCUGCUAUCUGAAGACGGACUAAACUGCUUUCUCUGUGAUUUCGGCCUUUCUGAGAUGCUGGAUGCCAAUGGACAAACACCGAAAGCCUUCCGUGGAUACGGGCUGCGGGGCACGGAGAGUCACAUGGCCCCAGAGGUGGCGAGGGGGGAUGCGCGCGGGGCCAAGGCCGACGUCUGGAGCAGCUGCUGCAUGCUGCUACACAUGCUCACCGGCUGCCACCCGUGGACCAGAUACUACGCACACCCACUCUGCCUGACAAUCGUGAGCGAGGAGCCGCCGCUGAGGGAGGCUCCUGCCAGCUGCCACCCGCUAACCCUGCAGGUGCUGCACCAAGGCCUUACCAAGGACCCCCAGCAGAGGGCGUCCGCCUCGCAGCUCAAGGACCGGAGCAGAGAGGCCCUGCAUGCAGUGGGUGGUCUAACCAGUGACGUAUCUACACAAUCAGCAAUAAAUCGCCAACAUAUCGAUCUCACCUCUGAUGGGACUAGAGGAUUGGCGAGCGGAGAACCCCUACCAGAGCGACUUCCUGCCACCCCCGCCAGCACCCAGAAAGCACCUCCCCUUUGCAGCUGUGACAUCCCCCAGGAAGCACAUUGUGACAUCACCCAGCAGGAGGCCCAUUGUGACAUCACUUUGUCUGCCUGGGACGACAACAGACCUCAGCCUCUGGAACACUGGGUCAGCAGCUGGAGGGAGAGAGCGCAUGAGGAGGACGAUGACGAUGACGCGGAGUGGGAGUCGGACGACGAGGAUGGGUGGAGUGAUACAGGGCAAGAAGAAGGAGAGAGUGAGAAAGAAGAGGAGGAGAAGGAGGAGCAGGGGGGCAGCGAUCUGGAGAGUCUGCGAGAGAAGGGGAGUGACUGGAUGGAGGAGGAGGAGGAGUGGGAACCCUUCCAUCGGUUGCAGAUCCUUUACGGCCCCAGAUGUCAGAACAAAGAUAUACAACAGCGGCACGGGGUCGUCAUGGAACGGGAAGAAUCUGGACAGGACAGCAGGUCUCACAACAAAGGAUUAGGUCUGGACAGCCUGCCCCUGCCUGCUUGCUCAACUCCUGGACCACGUCACCAACCUGCUGCCCUCAUCUCAAUACAUGAUCUGGAACAGCAACCUGAUUCCUCAGAAAAGGAGUCCGGUGAUUGGUCGGAUGACUUGAGCUCAGGCGUGUUUUCGAUUGACAACAGAGAGAGUUUCAAUGUUGAUUGGCUGGUCUCCACCAAUCAGCCUCCCUCCUGCUGCAUUGAAGGAUUGGGUGUGGACAUUUGGAUUGAGGAUUUCAGUGGAGAGAGCUUCCGGAUCCGGGAGAAGCCCCAGGUGAAGCUUGGCCUUGUUGCCAUGGGCAUCAGUGAGCAGAUCUCUGAGCGAACAUUCUGUCUGGCCACCCUGGACGGGAAGCUGGCUUGUCCAGACGAGGAGGUGCAGGAGUCGGGCACGUGGCUGCAGUGUGUCCCUGCUGAGGACGACUGCCCUACAUGGACCUGGAGGAUCAGAGACGGGAACCUUGAGGAGAGGAGAUGAUGAAAUGACAUGAACAACUAUGUCUUGAUCAGGAAUGGGCAACUUCCAUGAUAAGGAAGGCCACAUUUUAUUCCUUGCUACCAUGGAGGGCCAAAUGACCACAGAUCAUCUGACUGCAUCUCACAGACUUGUUUGGAAGGAGUCGGAGUACUCUCUGUUGGCCAACAACACUAUAAUUAAUUAAUUGAUUAAGCAGUGGUUUAAAAAAAAAAAAUCAGGUCAUCAUUAUUUUUUUUAUGUUUCACCUAUGAGCAACACUGAGUGAGGAGGUGGGUUGCAUGUGGUCUCCGGGCCUCCAGUUGCCCAUCCCUGAUCUAGAUCAACCAGGCUAGCAAGAGGAAAUCAUUUCGCCUGGCAAAUUGGUCGUAGUACGGAACUGCUGGAGGUCAGACCGUCAGAGGCAAAAGGACGGCAAACCCAUCCUCCAAUCACAACACAGGACAGCAAACCCAUCCUCCAAUCACAACACAGGACGGCAAACCCAUCCUCCAAUCACAACACGAGUGUUUUUGUUUCCCUGUUUGAUACGUUGGGGGUAGGUGUGUCUGCGGCCAAUCCCUGCCCCAAGUGGACCUGACGGAUCAGAGAUGGGAAACUAGAGGAGAGUGGGGGAAGGACAAUCACUCCUGAAAAGGGGCAGCUAUGGUGUAACGAUUAGGGAGUUGAUCUUUGGAACUGACGACUUCCGUUUUCAAUCCCACAAAAUGGCUGAAGUGCCUUGGAGUGAGGCAUCUAACCCCACAUUGCUCCAGGGACUGUAACCAAUGUCCCGUAAGUUGCUUUGGAUAAGGUAUAAUGUUAUAUAACAACUGUAUAGGAGCUAGGUAACUAAAAUAACUGAAAAUCCGCAAGGCAGAAAUCAAAGUGGAUUUGAUUUUUAAUCUUGUUGGGUGAUAUCACACUCCAGCCUACCGUACACGUAUGACCUGAAAAAAAACACAUUUAAGACAAAUGGAGUGGCUCCUGUAAGUACACCUUCCGGAAGAUGCCCUAUCCGCUCUUCACACCACGCACGGCUGCAUUAUCCGCUCUGUGCAUGUCAUGUGUGACACGAUUUGUGUGUUUCGCAAAAAGAAGGUCUGUAAGAUUUGUAUUAUUCAAGUAUUUGCCAUUUAACAUGGUUUAUGAAUAGGCCUACAUUAUUGAAAUGAUAUACUAAUGUCGUAUGUAGGAAAUAAGGUGGUAUGGGGAAAAUACUCAGAAUGACCAUUUUCUGGGUUUAUUAAGCAAGAAGUUAAAGAGUAGCCUAACUGACUGUUACUGUUAACAGAAUGGGGGGCAAGUGCUAUUCAGACAUACCGCUAUUCCGACAUACCGCUAUUCCAAAAUGCCAUAGGGUUAGGGUCAAGGUUAAGGGUAAGGUUAAGGUUAAGGUUAAGGUUAAGGUUAAGGUUAGGAUUAGGGUUAGAAUAACUAAACUGUUAAAGCCUGAGCAAUGUAGCACAAACCACAGAUUUGGCUGAUUUUGGUGGGAAACGUGCCGGUAUUCAGACAAUAGACAUCAAUGUCUGAAUAGCGGCCUGUCUGAAUAGCGGCAUGUCUGAAUAGCGGCAUGUCUGAAUAGCGCAUAUGUAACCAACAGCAUGUGGCCAUCUGUCAAAGAUAUUGAUCAGACGCUGGUGUGAAGUGUGUUUUGUCAGAUCACAGAGUGAUACUCAUUGUCAUACAUUCAAGACGAAAUUUUUUUAAAAAAUUCAAAGGUAGAAUUUUCUAACCAGAAUACGUUUAAAUGGCAAAAUGUGCAUGCACGCUACACGGCAAAAGCAGCAGUGGGCCAUCUAGAAUGUGCCAAUGCUACAGAAAUCGCUCAUGCACAGAACGGAUAAUGCAGCCCUGCUCGGUGCACUUUUACAGUUACCAUUUUUUUCUGCUAGACCCCCCUUUUGGACAUAUUUCCACAGCUUUCCAACCUUUUUCUUUGUCCAUUUCUUAUUUUUAAUACGGAAUUCACAAUUCAAGUAAAUUCUUACUGUCACUAACCAAUUGGUGGAAUGGUUAUGUUAUGAAGGGUUUUAUGAAAGCAGUCCCUUACCAUGUACUGUACAUGCCAUAUACAGUACAUGCCCAUUGCCAAAUGAACAAGUAUGAUUCCCAAAGUGAAAGCUGUGAAAGCCCACCUGGGAAACUCCAACUCCCAUUGUCAUUGUGACACAGCACACAAGUGCACACUGCACACAACAAAAUUGCAUUUUAUGCCUCACCCGUGCAAGGGGGAAGCCCCCAGUGGCGCCCCAAGGUAGCAGUGCGGCGGGACGGUAGCCUACCAUGCUCGGGGUACCUCAGUCAUGGAGGAGGAUGGGGGAGAGCAGUGGUUAAUUACUCCCCCCACCAACCUGGCUGGUUGGGAGUCGAAUCGGCAACCUUUGAGCUACGAGCCUGACGCCCUAGCCACUUAGGCCUACCCAUGACUGCCCAUGUGGGGGUCUGGGAUCGUGGACUCACGACUAUUUAAUUCUGAAUUAAAAAUCUCAUGUAAACAUGGCCAAUGCCAUUGACCAGUCUACCCCAGCUCUACUCCACUCCACUCUACUCUACUCUACUCAACUCUACUCAGUAGUCCCAUGAUCUAGUUGUGGAGGGGCAGCUCUACCCCCCUUUACUACAUUUCAUCUUCGGACACAUGUAUGGCGGCGGGUCAGUGAUGUUUCCGGAAGUAGCACACGUCGGGGCAGCACAACGGCCGCCAGUGCCACUAGCCUAUUGUAUGGAUUUUGUUUGUUUGUUUUGUUUGUUCAUUUUCAGUGAAAUAUCUAAGAAGCAUAUUCAUUGCAGCAAAUCAACCCAUUACUAAUUAAUUUAUGGGCAUUAGAUGACAUCUGAACCUAAGAAAUGGGUCUUUGACUCAUGUAACUUCUGAACCGUGCAUCAGUAUCCUGUAUGUAAUGUCCAAGGGCUUGGUGGCAUCAAUGGAAUCCUUGAUAAUGACCAGUUAGGUUAUUAGCUGUGGUUGCUAUAUUUGCUAGAUAGCUUAUACUUGCUUGCAGUCAUGUUAACAAUGCUAUUUAGCAAUGCUAAUUUCAUUGGGGUAAUUAAGGCUAAUUACUGUAUGUAAUUUGCCUAUUACUAUGUGGACACUCUUAUUUACCCCAUUAAGCUUGAUGAUAUGUCACAGGCUUCAAAUUAAAAAGUGCUAGGGGGAAAUGGAUUUUUACAUAGCUCUUUUGUCUCCUGUACUGUAAUAAAUAUUUUCAUUCUGACACUACAGACA